ACUCAGGAGGACCCCAGGGUCCCCGUGAAAGGACGUCGCCCAUUAGCCGUAGCUAUGGACCCCACAGCAUCAGGUUUGGCUCCCAAGGGUGCAGAGGGCCAGAAGACCUCCCGGGGCGUUAGUACCGGCCGAGGAGGAGGAGGAGAACUGAUAACAUUCAAAGAUGUGGCUGUGGACUUCACCUGGUGGGAGUGGGAGCAGCUGGACCCUACUCAGAAGGACCUGUACAGGGAGGUGAUGCUGGAGAACUUCAGGAACCUGGCCUCCCUGGGGCUUCUGUUGUCCAAACCAUAUGUGAUAUGCCAGCUGGAGGAAGGGGAAGAGCCCUGUGUGUUGGAGAGAGAAAUCUCAGCAGGAGCCCACUCAGACUGGGAGAGAAAGUCUAAGACCAAGGAAUCACUUCCAAGUCAGGAAAUCUCCAAAGAAGAAUUAUUCCAGGCAGCAUCAGUGGAAAAACACAUUAAAGAUGAGCUCUGGUCCUCCAAACGGAAAACAACCUGUGGUUGGGAUGACCAGUUAGAGAUGCAUCAGAAGAAACAGGAGAGACAUCUGAAAUACAUGGCAGUCACUCAGAAAUCUACUGCUACCCUUAAGGGAGAUCAUGAAUGGAGUGAAUUUGGGGCUUUAAGAUCAGUACUUGCUACCAAACUCAGUGUUCCCAUGGGAGAAGUAUCCUAUAAAUGUGAUGCAGAAUUCAGACAGACUUCAGGGAGAAAUAACUCUCAGAAAAUCAAUCCAGGGAAGAAAUCUUGUAAAUGUAAUGAAUGUGGGAAGUCCUUCCAUUUCCAGUCAGAACUUAAGCGCCAUCAGAGAUGUCACACUGGAGAAAAGCCCUAUGAAUGCAAUGAAUGUGGAAGAGCCUUUGGUCAUAUUUCGUCCCUUAUUAAACAUCAGAGAACUCAUACUGGAGAAAAGCCCUAUGAAUGCAGUGAGUGUGGGAGAUCCUUCAGCCAGAGUUCAUCUCUUGUUCUACAUUAUAGAUUUCAUACUGGAGAGAAACCCUACAAAUGUAAUGAAUGUGGAAGAGCUUUUGGUCAUACUUCAUCUCUUAUUAAACAUCAGAGAACUCAUACUGGAGAAAAACCCUAUGAAUGCAGGGAAUGUGGGAGAACGUUCAGCCAGAGUUCAUCUCUCAUCGUACAUUACAGAUUUCAUACUGGAGAGAAACCCUACAAAUGCAAUAAAUGUGGGAGAGCCUUCAGCCAGAGUUCAUCUCUCACUCAGCAUUAUAGAUUUCAUACUGGAGAGAAACCAUACACAUGUAAUGAAUGUGGACGAGCCUUUGCUCAUACUGCAUCUCUUAUCAAACAUCAGAGAACUCAUACUGGAGAAAAAACCCUAGGAAUGCAGUGAAGGUAGAAAGACCUUUAGCUGGAGCACACAUAUCACCAAACAUCAGAGAAUUCACAUUGGAGAGAAACUGUAACGUAUGUGAGAAAAUCUUUGCUUGGAGGACCCAUCUUGUUUUCUAUCAGACAGUACAUCCUAGAGAAAAAUGCUAUCAAUGUCAUGAGAGAGGUGGACUUUCAUUCACGCCUCUUCCCUUAACCAAACACCAGAGAAUUCAUGCUAAUGAGAAACCAUAUGAUUAUUGUCUUAGUUAUCUAAAUGCUGCCAU
Molecule: messenger RNA, 1618 nt
Organism: Trichechus manatus latirostris (Florida manatee)
Lineage: Eukaryota; Metazoa; Chordata; Mammalia; Sirenia; Trichechidae
Gene: ZNF514
Product: zinc finger protein 514
Exons: 4
Coding region: 55-1353 (432 amino acids)
Biological process (GO): regulation of transcription by RNA polymerase II
Molecular function (GO): RNA polymerase II cis-regulatory region sequence-specific DNA binding; DNA-binding transcription factor activity
Source: RefSeq, a predicted model, not a curated record